AUGGGCUUAAUCAGUGUGAUAUUUCAUCAUGGGGGGAACUUUAUUCACGAGAAGCACACAUUUUACAAGGAAGGGAGUGAAACUAUUGUAAAAGGGCAAGAUCCUGACAAGUGGAGUUUUUUCGAGGCUGUUAGCUUAGUUAAAGAGUGGGGACAUAAUGGAUUUAAACUGUGGAGAAAGAUACUAGGAUUUGAUGAAGGGUUUGUUCAUUUCAUUGAUGAUCUUCAAGCUGUAGAGAAUGGCAUUGAAGAAAUGCUAAGCAAAGUGUUGAGGCCUAAUGUUAAUCAAUUCAGUGAAUGUAAUGAUGAUGUUAGAGGCAUAAGGUUUGAUGAUAGUGAAGAAGAAAGAACUUGUCACUAUUAA
This is a messenger RNA of Lathyrus sativus (Indian pea), 363 nucleotides long. NCBI's taxonomy places the organism in Eukaryota, Viridiplantae, Streptophyta, Magnoliopsida, Fabales, Fabaceae. The record is from the annotation of a GenBank genome assembly.